AUGUUGGAGUGUGACAAGGAAACCUGCAUGGGUGUCAACAAUCAAAGUUACAUAUGUGAAACGGGCCACUGUUGUGGACAAUCCCAGUGUUGCAACUACUACUAUGAACUCUGGUGGUUUUGGCUGGUGUGGACAAUCAUCAUCAUCCUCAGCUGCUGUUGUGUUUGCCACCACCGACGCACCAAGCAUCGCCUCCAGGCCCAGCAGCGGCAACACGAGAUCAACCUCAUCGCCUACCGGGAGGCCCAUAACUAUUCAGCCCUGCCCUUUUAUUUCCGGUUUUUGCCAAAUUAUUUACUACCUCCCUAUGAGGAAGUGGUGAACCGACCACCGACCCCCCCACCACCAUAUAGUGCCUUACAUCAGCAGUGCAUCCCAGCAGGCAGCAGUAGCACAAUCCCGGACACGCCAAGAAACCUGCAGCCAGCACAGAGCAGCUCAGCAGCACCCAGCAGCAAUAACAGCAGCACUGACAACACUGGCUCCUCCGGCCUCGGGGACCCUGAGCCCUCCACCACCACGCUGGUCGAGCGAGCAGUUGCCAAAAUGCAGAGCGUGGAGCCUGGCAGUACCAGCACGGGAGCCGAGCUAGUGGAGAGAGCCAGUCCUGACAAGGAUACAGAGUGCAAGGAGGAACUGCUAAAAGGUUACAGCUCUGAGAGCUUAGACCAGAGCAGUGCCAUUCCCGAGGCGAAGGACAAGACGCCGGGCAGGCAGCGCCGCUUCACCGGUGACUCGGGCAUCGAGGUCUGUGUUUGCAACCGGGGCCAUCACGAUGAUGAUCUCAAGGAGUUCAACGGGCUCAUUGAUGAUGCUCUGGAUGGGCCCCUGGACUUCUGUGACAGCUGCAGCGGCCGCCCCCACGGGGACGAGGAGGAAGGGCUUUUUAAUGCUGUGGAAGAGCAGCACCGUGAACACAGCCACCACCACCUGCCCCGGCAGCCGGUGUGUGUGCUCUUGAACACAAUAAAUGAGCAGGACUCUCCAAACUCUCGUACCAAUAACUCCCCCAGCUAAGGUGGGAAAGUGGAGGGGAGAAUCAGGGGAAAACACAAAGAAAUAAAAAUUGAAUAAGAGGAUUAAAACUUUUAAUAGGAGGAAAAGGUGAUACAACCUUCUUUUUUUUUUUUUUUUAAGUUUUAUUUUUCUUUCUCCCCAUCCAAUAUAAUUUGGGGACUAGUCCCUGAAGGCCUGGUUUGUGGGGGAGGGAUCACUCUGGGUUUUGUUAAUCGUGUCUGUCCUGCUCCAAGGGGUAGGGACUGAUGUUUCUCAGUGAGACUUUCUAACAAAUGGAACUUUCCCAAUGGUGAUUUUGGUGAUGGUUAUUAUGAGUUUGUUGGUUUCAGUUUUCCAAAACACUGCUUUAUUUCACAAUCAGUAAAGCUCAGCAAAUCUCACCCUGGGAGGAUACGAAAUCACCAUAAGGCUUGAACCUCCAGGUGUCUUCCCAGAAGCAAGCAGCUUCUGACAGUGCUGGCAGUCAGUAGCCCAAGAGUUCUGGUUUGAUAAAGUGCUCUUGAGGAAUUGGGGAUCUAUUUUCAUUUUAGCUUUUUUCUUCUUUUUUUUUUUUUUUUUGUGUGUGUGUGUGUUAAGGUUUCCAGAAGCUUUUGAAUACCUGAACACAUCAGCCCUAUAAUCUCUGGUGCUUCAGUGUUUAAGACAGCAGGUAGGAAAUUUCCCACUUGAAGCUGGUGACUGAAGGACCAGUUUCUUCUAG
Messenger RNA from Chaetura pelagica (chimney swift), 1717 nucleotides. RefSeq names its product WW domain binding protein 1-like (gene WBP1L). The record is from RefSeq and is a predicted model, not a curated record. NCBI's taxonomy places the organism in Eukaryota, Metazoa, Chordata, Aves, Apodiformes, Apodidae. The transcript is spliced from 4 exons. Bases 1 to 1017 code for a protein of 338 amino acids.